GCAGAAAUUGAAAAGGAGAGACAACUGAGAGAAAAACAACUACAAAAAAUGAAGGAAAACAUCAAAAAGGAACGUGAGGACAGACAGAAAGAACAAGAAAUCAGACAAGACGAAGACAGGAAGAAAAAACUUGAGGAAGAAAUUCAGCGACAGGAUUGGGAGCAAAAAAUUCAAGCUUUGGAGCAAAAAAUAAAGUUAGAGUCCGAAUCAAAGGAAAGAAAGCUGGAGGAGAGCAGAGAAGAGAUGAGAAAAGAACGAGAGAACUGGGAGAGAAAACAACGAGAAUGGUGGGACAGAAGAUAUCAAGAAGAUGAACAAAGACGACAAGAGGAACAAACAAGACUUAGAAAACUUCAAGCAGAGUACGAACAGGAGAGAGAGAGAGAGACAAAAAAGAGAAACGAAGAGGACCGAAUCAGAAGAGAACAAGAGGAAAAAGAGAGAAAAGAUUUGGAGGAGAAACAGAGAGCAGAAAUUGAAAUCGAAAGAAAACUAAGUGAUAAACUUUUUAAGGAAAAGGAGGAGAAUAUUAAAAAGGAACGUGAGGAGAGACAGAAAGAACACGAAAAGAGAGAAGAAGAAGAAAUCAGGAAGAGAAAGGAAAACGACAGAUUGGAACAACAGGAGCGGGAACAAAAGUUGUUUGAAUUUAAAAGUUUCACACCCAUCCCGUUGAUUAUAGAAGAGAUGAGAAAAGAACAAGAGAACUGGGAGAAAAAACAACAAGAAUGGUGGGACAGAAGACAUCAAGAAUAUGAACAAAGACGACAAGAGGAACAAACAAGACUUAGAAAACUUCAAGAAGAGUACGAACAAAGGGACAAAUAUGAAAAGAACAUUUGGGAGGAGGACCGAAUCAGAAGGGGAAAACAGAGAAAAGACAGAGAGGAAAACCAGAAAGCAGAAAUUGAGAAGGAGAGAAAACUGAGGGAAAAACAACUUGAAGAAAUGGAGGAAAACUUAAACAAGGAACGUGAGGAGAGACAGAAAGAACAGAAAAUCAGAAAAGAAGAAGACAGAAAGAAAAAACUGGAGGAAGAAAUUCAGCGACAGGAGUGGGAACACAAAGUUUCAGCUUUGGAGCAAAAAAUAAAGUUCGAGUCCGAAUCAAAGGAAAGAAAGCUGGAGGAGAGCAGAGAAGAGAUGAGAAAAGAACGAGAGAACUGGGAGAGAAAACAACAAGAAUGGUGGGAGAAAAGAUAUCAAGAAGAUGAACAAAGACGACAAGAGGAACAAACAAGACUUAGAAAACUCCAAGAAGAGUACGAACAAGAAAGAAAGAGAGAUAAAAAUAAGAGAAUCAAAGAGGACCGAAUCAGAAGAGAACAAGAGGAAAAAGAGAGAAAAGA
Plectropomus leopardus (leopard coralgrouper) is the source of this 1349-nucleotide messenger RNA. Lineage: Eukaryota; Metazoa; Chordata; Actinopteri; Perciformes; Serranidae. The record is from RefSeq and is a predicted model, not a curated record.